Messenger RNA from Anopheles funestus (African malaria mosquito), 3057 nucleotides. Its product is annotated as dual specificity tyrosine-phosphorylation-regulated kinase 1A. Bases 1202 to 2344 code for a protein of 380 amino acids. The transcript is spliced from 5 exons. The record is from RefSeq and is a predicted model, not a curated record. Lineage: Eukaryota; Metazoa; Arthropoda; Insecta; Diptera; Culicidae.
CUGUAUGAUUAUAUGCAUAGGGAUACGCAGAUAGUGCGUUGAUAUUAUAAUAGUUUAAAUUAUUUUCUCGAACAUUAAUCGUAUUAAUUGCCCUACGGCGAAAUGAACUGCAUCUAAUAUCCUUCACAUGGCUGUGAGUAGACCAGCGGUGUUCUAAAGAUAAGCAGUGUUUGUCUUAUAUGUGAGAACAGCUGGUGAAAAUGUAUGCAUCGACGCCACCAUCAGCUGUCGGCUCUAACUAAAUUAGGCCAUUGAUUAUUGAUCGUCCCUCGUGACAACCGGAUGGAGGCUGCACUCAAAGGCCGUAGUGGACUUUCAAUGAAGCUUUUUGCUGUUCGGUUGGGAGAGAGCACGGUCGGGAAUGAUUCAAUUUCAGUAACUCCAUUAUUAAUUCAGCCUUUGUACUGUCGCACGGUGCACAGAAGAAUUGAUAUUGACACGCAGAAAAAGCAGGAAGGCUGAGGUAGAAAUUUAAACCAGCCUUUUCGCUUAAAGAUGAAAUAAUACACAAAAGGAUCGUAUUUUCUACAUCUACACUUUUACACACUUACCAGCACAACUUUUAUAAAUAUCAUUUUGCUUUAAUGCUGUAUAGAAAUACGACAAUGCAAUUGAUGAGCAUUUGUUUGAAAACAAUCUGGCAAGCCUGUCUAAAAUAAUUAUAAAACGAAACUUUAGUUUAUAAAAACAUUACUUAAGUUGGUUUAAUGGUCGGAGAUUUCAUUGAUAGUGACAUUAGUUUCUCACAAAACAGCAUCGGUUCCAAAUUCCAUUCGUCCCGUUUAUCCGUCCACAGGAUUUACUAUAGACACGUAUCGAUGAAUACAUGUCCAGAACUGGCCAUGUUAAAAUCGACGUUAUAGAUGUUCAGAAGAAGAAGAGGCAGAAGAAGCGUUAGAUGUUCCUCAAAAGGAAUGAUUGAAACAAGACCAAAACCAACAAGUUAGCAUGUGAAAACAAUGUAACUUUUCACCGGUGAUGGACAAUCGCGAUCAUCUGCAGUAAGCAGGAAGUUAGAUGGCAAACGCAUCAUAACAUAGUUAUGGAUUCAAUGCUAUUCAGGAUAUGAAAUAACCAUGCGCUACUAAGAAAAAGCCGGAACUAAACACGGACAUCUACAUAAGAAGCUUAAAUUUCUGUGCUGCCCAUUCAGGUGUGGUCGUAAGAACCAGAAAAGAGGAAGCGGUGGCUGCGAGAGGAAAUGCAUUUUUGGAUUGAUAAACGAUCGCAAGCGUGUGGUUUCGGCAGAGCGCGUGUGGCAGCAUCUUUAUCGGGUGGUGGUGGUCUAGGGUUUGGCCACCCACGGCGCGUGCCUCGGAAAUCAAUGGUCACUCCAAUACAUCGGUUUCAAACGGUCGACUGUGGUCGGCCUCACAUCCAUCGCCAGCAACAGUCACAACAGCAACAACCGCAUCCACAGCCGCAAUCGAAUCCGUCUGUCCCAGGAACGCAUUAUUCGUCCACACAAAGUCAACAAUCCUCGGCUCAUCAACACCAGCAACCGCAUCAUCCACAUCAAUCGCAUGCAGAUCCACAGCAUCACCGUCACCAUCCGCAUCAUCCGCACCAUCAUCAAGGCUCUGUACAGCAGCAGUCGCAACCGAAUAAUCAACAACAGCAACAGGUGCAUCAGGUGCAGCUGCACCUCAGUGGUCAAUACAAUUCCCAGAGCAGUAUUCUGCCUGCGCCAACGCCUUAUCCGCAGCCGAGUCCAAACUUACAGCAAAGUUCGUCACCGAAUGCUCUAAACUACCACGUACCUGUGUCGAUGAAUCACAUUUACAGCGCAUCAACACAAUCAUCCGGUGCUGAGAUAGACGGCAUUAGCAAUGUUGGACAGCACAUACAGCCGCACGUUGGACAUGAUGCACAAUUGUUACCGGCGCACCUGAAAUGUGGCAUGUGGGCUUCGUUGGCUCUUGCUACGGUGUUUGUCGCUGGGGCAAAGUUUUAUUUCGACCAUCAGGGCACCGGGUUAGAGGUGUUAAUAUUUUGUGCAUUUUCGGCUACAUUCUUUUUGGCUGCCUGCACCGUAUCGUUAUGGAGACGUCCCCGGGACAUACAGAUCACUAGCAACAAUAUGAUAUCGGACACGAUCUCUAACGCAGAGCAAAGUUCACUACAGAACAACCCUGAAUUUCUAAGCAGCAACCCCUCGCCGCUACUGAAUGGAAGUGCCGGAAGUGGUCCAUUGGGAGGGCUUGUUCCGGGAAAUAUUCAACAGGCUUCGUUGGCAAGCAUAGUAGCACCACCACCACCGUAUCAUAUAGCGAUACUUCUGCCCGAUACUUCGAAAGAGGCGGAGGAAGCCCCUCCACCGUCGUACGAUAAAAUAGUGAUUUAAUAAUAAUCAUCGACUAACGCGGGGGUUUGUAGAUGGAGGUUCUUCUGUACAAAAUGAAAUCGCACACUUUUACAAUUUCCUUGGUAGAAGUAAAUAGUCUUCUAAUAUAACAAUGUCCAGCGCACGUAAAACGUUACUGGAAACGUAUGGGAAAGACAGGUGCAAUAGUGUACUCGAUACGUGUAGUUAUUGCUCGUUAGUUUUAGCCGAUAGUUUUUUUUUACUUCAGACGAUUAAAAGACACAUCAGCGAAGCUACAAAUGGGCCAACUGAGAUAGUUAGCAGAAAAGAAGGAAUGGCUGCUCAAAUCGUGAUACACGAUAGUGGAAAGAAGUAUGGCUCGAGCAAGGAAAAUUAUUAUUGAAAAAUAGUUAAGUGAGGGUUUUUCGGAAUCAUUCAAACAUUUAUUGCAAUGUUUUUUCAUUUUGCGAAUAAAUAAAGCCUAACAACAAAAAGCGAAAAUAGCGACAAACGUGCUACAAGAAGAAACAUACAAAAGAAAUAUUUUUGUCACGAUAUAUGUCAAACGGUGAUUCUUUGCAACUGUUGUAAAACAGCGGUAGAACUAAUGUGUCUGGUUAUUAGAACAGCGUGUAUUAUCAUUACCAGUGUACAGUUAAGACGAAAACAAAAGUAUUAAGCGGUAUUCUCUUUAUUUAUACUAAAGAUAGAUCGCGCAGUAUGUUUUAAUAAAACUCUAUCGACAAGAGCUA